UCAAUUAUGAGGAAAGGGCUAUAAAAUUUCCAGCUGUAGAUUUCUUUUAUAAUUUGGUUGUUUUACGCAUAAUAAUGAACCAAGACGGCUUUAUAAACAUACGAGAUGUUAAACCUAAUCAAAAGAACAUAAAUGUUGUAUUCAUUGUUCUUGAAAUAGGCAAACCCAACAGGACCAAAGAUGGUCAUGAUGUGAGGUCGUGUAAAGUAGCAGACAAGACGGGAUGUAUCAACAUCUCAGUGUGGGAUGAUGCUGGAGGAGCACUACAAACUGGAGAUAUAUGUAGACUUAUCAAAGGAUAUGCCUCAAUAUGGAAAGGAUGUUUAACACUUUAUACAGGAAAAGGAGGAGAAAUACAGAAAAUAGGAGAAUUUUGUAUGCCAUUCCUAGAAACUCCCAACAUGAGUGAACCAAAUCCCGAGUUUUUACAAAAAGUGGAAGGUCAAGGUCAAAGGAAGUCCCCCACAGAGCAGCAAGCUGGUAGUGAGCAGGCAGGCAAUGGCCAGCAGAGAGUACCCCCACUGAUGCAAGUAAAUAAUCCCUCCCAAAGGAACAUCCGUCCAGGCGGCCCAGCCCCGGGCAGACACCCCCCUCCCAAUGGCAAUAUACAGCAAUCAAUGCACCAGUCUGGACAGGGAAGUGGACGUGGGCGGGGAAGGAGAUAACACACACUAUACAUCUGUUGGUCAGAAAAAUGCAUUUUAGAAGCACAAUCAUUCCCCUGUGCCCUUGUAAGAAGUGGAUAAAGACAGGGCAGCAGAAAACAGAAAUGUCUCGUUUCUGUUGGUCAGGAAAUAACAGAUACCAACAUAUAACUGGUCAGUUGUCUGCAUUUAAGAAGUAUCUGCACCGUUCACUAUCUGACGAAGGGCUUCGAGGAAAAGGCCAAAGACUACAGCCAAUACUUGUACGUGCUAGAAGGCCAUCCCAAAUUAUAAACACUUUGUGCUUGCCUCAUAAUACAUUUAAUGCUGUAUUGUAGCUAAAUAGUAUGUAUAGUAUAGAUUGUUUUAACCUAAGAUAUAAUAUGCCUGGGUUAAACUUGCUAUUCAGAUCUGCAUCAAGCAAGAGAAUGGGAAUUCUGACCACAAACCUUCAUUUUAGUCCUUUGACCCUAAUAUGAAUGCAAAGAAAGUAGUUCCAAAGUGAGUGUUAUAAACCACUGAAAUCUGAACUCUAUAUCAACUUUUUUGAGUAACCAAUUCUAAAACUAAGGGUCUUGUUUAAUGACAACUGAGAAAGGCAUAACAGCCAUGGGUUUGUUAAAUGUUCUGAACUAGAGAGGAAGGUGGUUAUAAUCAUAAGCAUACUCAGUAUGUGUUAAAUCAUGAGAUGUCAUAUGGCUUUAAAUUAUGAAAAUAUGACUGUGCUACCCGUACAAAAGCACAGAGACUGAUCUGAAAAGAAAAAAAAAACUCCCUGCCAAAGACAUGUAAAAUGACAUCGAGAAUAAAUGAAGAUGCUUUAACUGCAUUUUUAAGAGAGAGGAAGAACUUGCUCUCUAAACUAAGUCAUAUUCAGAGAGUCAGGUGUGCCUGACUUUUAGGUGUUUCUUGAAUGUAGAAUUUAUCAAAAGUUGUUUGAGUCAUCUGAAACACUUCAAUAUAUGGCAAAAUCACUUCCGUAUAUCUUACCUUGGCAAAGAGACUGCAUUUCCUUUCAUACUUCAAAAUCCCCGAGAACUGAUUUUGGAGGCAUACCCGGUUAGUUGUUACCCUGUAUGAAUUUGGUAUAAUUAAGUGGCUUUUAUGAUGGUGACUUUGAAUUUUUUCUUUUUUUAAUUCAGUGCAAUAGAAAUGUUGUGGAAGCAAUCCUGUAUUUGCCAUUCAAUUUCACUGUCAACCAUACAAAUGCAUGUUCUAACCUGUUAAUGAUAAUAAAAGAAAUUAUGGUAUUUAAA
This is a messenger RNA of Lingula anatina, 1900 nucleotides long. Its product is annotated as SOSS complex subunit B2-like. Gene Ontology annotation, cellular component: SOSS complex. Gene Ontology annotation, molecular function: DNA binding. Gene Ontology annotation, biological process: mitotic G2/M transition checkpoint; response to ionizing radiation; double-strand break repair via homologous recombination. The record is from RefSeq and is a predicted model, not a curated record. NCBI's taxonomy places the organism in Eukaryota, Metazoa, Brachiopoda, Lingulata, Lingulida, Lingulidae.